UUAUAGAUUAUGGAGCUUUGUGGUGCAACAAGACUUGGUUAUUUUGGAAGAAGUCAGUUCUAUAUUGCUUUGAAACUUGUAGCUGUUGCCCAGUCUGGCUUCCCUUUAAGAGUGGAAAGUAUUAAUACAGUAAAGGACCUUCCUCUGCCAAGAUUUGUUGCUUCAAAGAAUGAACAAGAAUCUCGCCAUGCAGCCUCAUAUUCUUCAGAUUCUGAAAAUCAAGGGUCUUAUUCUGGUGUUAUUCCUCCACCACCUGGAAGGGGGCAAGUGAAAAAGGGGUCUGUAAGCCAUGAUACUGUCCAGUCUCGUACAUCUACAGAUCAACAGGAACCUGCAUCUCCAGUAGUUUCACCACAGCAGUCCCCACCAACGUCUCCACACACAUGGAGGAAACACAACCGUCACCCCAGUGGAGGAAAUGGUGAGAGGCCUCUUGCAGGACCUGGGCCAUUUUGGUCUCCCUUUGGUGACGCACAAUCAGGUUCUGCUGCUGGUGAUGCGAUGUGGUCAGGGCAUUCUCCACCUCCACCUCAAGAAAACUGGGUCAGUUUUGCAGAUACUCCACCAACCAGUACUCUUUUAACCAUGCAUCCUGCUUCUGUCCAGGACCAGACAACAGUACGAACUGUAGCUUCAGCUACAACUGCCAAUGAAAUUCGUAGGCAAUCCAGUAGCUAUGAUGAUCCCUGGAAAAUAACAGAUGAACAAAGACAGUAUUAUGUAAAUCAGUUUAAAACCAUUCAGCCUGAUCUAAACGGAUUUAUUCCAGGAUCUGCAGCUAAAGAGUUUUUUACAAAAUCAAAGCUUCCUAUUCUUGAACUUUCUCAUAUUUGGGAACUCUCAGACUUUGAUAAAGAUGGAGCAUUAACACUGGAUGAGUUUUGUGCUGCUUUUCAUCUGGUAGUUGCUAGGAAGAAUGGCUAUGACUUACCAGAAAAACUCCCUGAAAGCUUAAUGCCCAAGCUGAUUGAUUUGGAAGACUCAGCAGAUGUUGGGGAUCAGACAGGUGAGGUAGGUUAUUCCGGCUCGCCUGCAGAAGCACCUCCAAGCAAGUCACCAUCAAUGCCCUCACUAAACCAGACUUGGCCAGAGAUGAAUCAGAGCAGUGAGCAGUGGGAGACAUUUAGUGAACGCUCUUCAAGCUCACAAACUCUGACCCAAUUUGAUUCUAACAUUGCACCAGCUGAUCCUGAUACUGCUAUUGUUCAUCCAGUUCCCAUUCGUAUGACUCCAAGCAAAAUCCACAUGCAGGAAAUGGAACUUAAAAGAACUGGCAGUGAUCAUACUAAUCCCACUAGCCCAUUACUUGUGAAAACAUCUGACCUUUCAGAGGAAAAUAAGAUAAAUUCAUCAGUGAAAUUUGCUUCUGGAAAUACUGUAGCAGAUGGUUACAGUAGUUCAGACUCUUUUACUUCAGACCCAGAACAGAUCGGGAACAAUGUAACUCGUCAAAGGUCUCAUUCAGGAACAUCCCCUGAUAACGCUGCACCACCACCUCCCCCUCCAAGGCCACAGCCCUCGCAUUCUAGAUCGUCAUCUUUAGACAUGAAUCGGACCUUUACAGUCACCACAGGACAACAACAGGCUGGAGUUGUUGCCCAUCCUCCUGCCGUGCCUCCAAGACCACAGCCUUCACAGGCUCCUGGUCCCACAGUGCAUCGCCCAGUGGAUGCCGAUGGCAUGAUAACUCACACUAGUACCUCACCUCAGCAGAUACCAGAACAACCAAAUUUUGCAGAUUUCAGCCAAUUUGAAGUAUUUGCUGCAUCAAAUGUAAAUGAAGAACAAGACGAUGAAGCUGAGAAACAUCCAGAAGUCUUGCCGGUUGAAAAAGCUUCUGAUCCUGCAAGUUCUCUUCGAGUUGCCAAAACAGAUAGUAAAAUUGAAGAAAAGACAGCUGCUAGUGCUCCCGCCAAUGUGGGCAAAGGUACAACACCUCUUGCUCCACCACCCAAACCUGUUCGAAGAAGAUUAAAAUCAGAAGAUGAGUUAAGGCCUGAAGUUGAUGAACAUACACAAAAGACAGGUGUCUUAGCUGGUGUUCUUGCAUCACAGCCUUCUAUUCCUAGGUCUGUUGGGAAAGAUAAAAAAGCUAUUCAGGCAUCAAUUAGACGCAAUAAGGAAACCAACACAGUUUUGGCCAGAUUGAAUAGUGAAUUGCAGCAACAAUUAAAGGAUGUUCUUGAGGAGAGAAUUUCCCUGGAAGUUCAACUGGAACAACUUCGACCAUUCUCUCACCUAUAAGCCAAUUGCCGUUAACUGUGAACAUACCCAGUUUUAAGCAGUUUUGAGUUCAAGCCAAUUUGAAGGCCCAAACAUUCAGCUCACUGCUUAACUCAACAUUAAAUUUUAUGAUUCUGUUUUGCCCUAUAUGUUCACCAUUGUAUUUAAGUAUCUUUUAUUUUUUAAUUUCAACAAUAAAAGAGUCAGGACGACUUUUUCUCCAGG
Molecule: messenger RNA, 2448 nt
Organism: Myotis davidii
Lineage: Eukaryota; Metazoa; Chordata; Mammalia; Chiroptera; Vespertilionidae
Gene: REPS1
Product: RALBP1 associated Eps domain containing 1
Exons: 19
Coding region: 10-2244 (744 amino acids)
Biological process (GO): endocytosis; endosomal transport
Cellular component (GO): cytoplasm; plasma membrane
Molecular function (GO): calcium ion binding; protein binding
Source: RefSeq, a predicted model, not a curated record